AUGAGUGGUGAUGACCUGCACGGUGGCGCAUAUACGGGUGGAGCAGGCCUGGCCUAUGCUCUGCUCAAAGCCUCAUCGUUCCCGUUUGCGGCCGGUCAGGAGGAGGGCUUACUGGAUGCCGGGAAACGUAUUCUACAGCAACAUCUGGAAACAGCUCAAAAAAAGGAAGCAGGCCGAGAAACGUGCUAUUUAUUGGGAUCGUUGAGUGUUUAUGUGGUUGCCAUACUGUACGAAGGCGGAAACGAGCAGGAACCAAUUGAUCGUUUGAUCGAAAGUGGUAAUUUGAUCGCAAGCAAAGACGUCUCCGGUGAAGGAGAUGAUGAAUUGCUGGCCGGUCGUGCUGGAUUCUUGGCUGCCGCGCUCACCCUCAGGAAAAAAAUUAUUCCUGACCACUGCAUCAGAGGUGUUCUGAACAAAAUGAUUGACUCCGGUCGACGUUAUGCAGCUGCAGGACGGUUCCCCGUGCCGCUAAUGUAUCGCUAUCACGGUCGUCACUAUCUGGGUGCGGCACAUGGUAUGAUGGGCAUUUUACAGAUGUUGCUUUGGUAA
Molecule: messenger RNA, 549 nt
Organism: Gongylonema pulchrum
Lineage: Eukaryota; Metazoa; Nematoda; Chromadorea; Rhabditida; Gongylonematidae
Source: the annotation of a GenBank genome assembly